Molecule: messenger RNA, 237 nt
Organism: Paramecium primaurelia
Lineage: Eukaryota; Ciliophora; Oligohymenophorea; Peniculida; Parameciidae
Source: the annotation of a GenBank genome assembly
AUGGGAAUAUGCCAUUCUAAAUCAAAGCUUAAAAGAAGUGGAGCCUUUCAAUGUAUCCCUAUUGAUUUUGAUAAACUCAAAAAAUACAACUAAGAACGAUAAAAAAAUGAUCCAAACAUUGGAUAAUAACAAUCAUUCUGUUAACUCAUUUUAUAGGAUGGUAACAAAAUUUCGAAUCCUCAAACCCAAACUUACAAUUAAGUCUAAACCCAAUAAAUUGAAUUAAAAAAACCAUGA